This is a messenger RNA of Musa acuminata AAA Group (dessert banana), 1431 nucleotides long. RefSeq names its product eukaryotic translation initiation factor 3 subunit H-like. The transcript is spliced from 12 exons. Gene Ontology annotation, molecular function: protein binding; metallopeptidase activity; translation initiation factor activity. NCBI's taxonomy places the organism in Eukaryota, Viridiplantae, Streptophyta, Magnoliopsida, Zingiberales, Musaceae. Gene Ontology annotation, cellular component: eukaryotic 43S preinitiation complex; cytoplasm; eukaryotic translation initiation factor 3 complex. Bases 132 to 1148 code for a protein of 338 amino acids. The record is from RefSeq and is a predicted model, not a curated record.
AAGGGGGGUCUACUCCGCGGGACUUAAAAGCCAAGUAACCCUCGUCAUCAGACUUCGCAACAGGGAACCGUCUCAGUGGAGCUGCAAGUCAUCCUUUCGUCGUGCCGUGCCCUAAUCCCGUUCCCUCUCCGAUGGCGAACACUAUGGCUCGUUCUUUCCUGCAAGCCGUGUCCUCCUCCGAGGAGAUUGCGCCGCCUCUGCGAGUUGUUCAGAUGGAAGGGCUGGCUGUUCUGAAGAUAAUCAAACAUUGCAAUGAAUUCUCACCAGCUUUAGUCACAGGUCAACUUCUUGGUUUGGAUGUUGGGAGUGUUCUUGAAGUCACCAACUGUUUUCCUUUCCCGAUACGGGAAGAAGAUGAGGAGAUUGAAGCAGAUGGAGCCAACUAUCAGCUGGAAAUGAUGAGAUGCUUAAGGGAGGUCAAUGUCGACAAUAAUACCAUCGGAUGGUAUCAGUCAACUUUAUUGGGAUCUUUUCAGACUGUGGAGCUGAUCGAAACAUUCAUGAAUUACCAGGAGAAUAUUAGAAGAUGUGUGUGUAUCAUAUAUGAUCCAUCAAGGUCUUCUCAAGGUGCUUUAGCUCUCAAGGCCUUGAAACUCACAGACUCUUUUAUGGAUCUUCACCGUAAAAAUAAUUUUACUGGGGAGAAGUUGAGGGAAAAGAAACUGUCAUGGGUCGAUAUCUUUGAGGAGAUUCCUAUUAAAAUUUCUAAUUCUGCACUUAUUAGUGCAUUCAUGACAGAGUUAGAGCCUGAAUCUCCUGUUGCCCAGUGUGAUUAUGAUCGACUGAAGUUAUCUACUGCUCCAUACAUGGAGAGAAACUUAGAAUUUUUGAUUGAUUGUAUGGAAGAUCUCUCUUCUGAACAGAAUAAGUUCCAAUACUAUUACCGAAGUCUCUCAAGGCAGCAAGCACAACAGCAAGCAUGGCUUCAGAAGAGGAGGGUGGAGAACAUGGCAAGGAAAGCAGCUGGAGAGGAACCAUUGCCUGAGGAAGAUCCUUCUAAUUCCAUCUUCAAGCCAAUACCAGAACCAUCCCAUUUGGAUAGCUAUCUCAUCACAAAUCAGACAUCCAACUACUGCAACCAAAUUAAUGGAGUUGCUGGUCAGAAUUUCAGCAGAUUAUACCUAAUGAAGGCUUUGCACGAGAAUUAAAUCCAGGAAGGCACACCGAGUGUGCGAUUAUUGGAUGGUAGCUUCACCCAUGGUGGCUACAAAAUUUUGUACUAACUAUGGCGAAAUUCUUAUGUUGAGCUGCUAUCUAAUCAUAGAGGCUCUUGUAGCAAAUUGGUCUUUUAGAAGCAGCUGAAAACCUUGUUUAAGUGCAUUUGGAUCGUAGAAUUUUGAGCAAUGUAAAGUGCCAACUUACAUCCUCCACACUGUUGACAUGAUAUUUACAUACUUGGAAGCUUGCAUAAUGUUGCAAUCUUACACCGCA